Messenger RNA from Ostrea edulis (European flat oyster), 1422 nucleotides. RefSeq lists its product as uncharacterized. The record is from RefSeq and is a predicted model, not a curated record. The transcript is spliced from 3 exons. Bases 638 to 1378 code for a protein of 246 amino acids. Lineage: Eukaryota; Metazoa; Mollusca; Bivalvia; Ostreida; Ostreidae.
UGUUUUAGUCCCCUAUCCGCGUAGCCGUUUCGGACCGAUUUUACAAUUAUCUACAACAUUGCAGGUGUCUGGGGCGCAUUCUAUCUGUGGUGACGGCCUGUACCAAACCACACACAGGUUAUGCCAAGUAGACGUUCCCUAUAGUUCUGAAGUUGACACGAAUAAAUGCCUAUCUAUCUCAUCUGCCUGUGACAAAGUACACUUAACAGGGACCCAAUAAUGUAUGAAAUGCAAGGGACGUCCAUUUAGUCCACCAUAGUAUUGUAUCAACAAUUCAAUGUCUUUGUUAUCGACUGGCUUAAGUGUGGUUACACAAAUUAGGAUGCAAUAAUUCUGUAGGUUGUAUGUUGAACUUCCGGUAAAAAGGAUAAUCGAUUGCAAAGCAUUAAAGUUUAAUGUAGAAAAUGAAAUGGUUUGUUCUAUUCUUAAUUUGAAAAGCUUGGUGAGCACCCGCAUUCACUGGAGGACGCCGAGUAACAUUAUGUAAAUACAUGCUAUAGCGUCCUCCUCAAAGUUCGUGAUCAUGUGACUCUUUUCAACAAGUUAAUAUCAAUCUAUAUAACUCUGUACAUGCUGCUGAUGUACAUUAAUAACAGAGGAGAAAGCUAUACUCCGCCACGGCACCACGCUAUCCAAGAUGGCUGACAGAUUGGUUAGCGCUGUGUUAUUUAUAUCAUGCUAUGUGGUUGCCGGACAAUUUAAUCACAACCAUCAUGAGGAUUCUCAGAAUCACAAACUAGCUUAUCAGCAAUACGCAGCUGCUUCAACACAGGAAUUGCCAACAACUUCAUGCACGAUAAUAGGAAAAACAGAUAGCGACACGCAGUGUUUCUUGCGUUGCACAAUGCUGUCAAACAUCCGGUUCCUGUUUAGUCGUGAUUCCGGUACUGGAAACUGCGCCUGCUGUUACUUCCCUUUAUCGGGAUCUGUUCUUAAUGGUUCAGAAUGGAAAUCUUUCUUCGAACUCUCAUGUCCUUCACAUUACAAAGAGUACAAACGUGAUGACGUCACAAUAUGUCUUGGGUACAGCGACAGUUCCAUGGUUUAUCACGCUGCCACGACUUCCUGUCACAGAGAGGGUGGAGAUCUCGUAAAAGUAGAUUCUCCAGACAAGUUCAACAUCUUAAAAGAUCUUUUGAACACCACGGCUAACUUGACGACAGCCGAGGUGUGGAUCCAAGGAGAGGAAGUAAACGAGGUGUGGCAAUUUCAUGACGGCACCCCAUUUGCUGAUCACUUUUGUCCUUUCUUCGAAUCAAACAGAACAAACGAAAGCCGCAUCAGACUCAUUCCCCGUUUCGACUUUUCUUGCUAUGAUAUAGGGGUUAAUUGGCUCUGUGGUUUUGUUUGUGAAAUCAGCUUCAGAAUUCCUUUUUAGUGACAUAAAUUCAAGACAUGUCAUCAGAAUAAGAUGACCAUGUU